AUGGUCUGGGUAUUCUGGAACACGUCCCUACUCGUAUGCUCCACCGAAAUCUUGCUGCUCACCACCGGCGCACAGCCGCGGUUCCUUGCCUCGAUUAUGCUGUGCACCGGUCUGGUAGGAGUUCUUAUCCUCCAGACCCCCGACGCCGACCACCAGACCAAAAUCCUUUAUUAUCUCUUAUACAUUCUCCUGAACUGCAUUACCCUUCUCCUUUCCCCUCUACAAAUUGUGCUCUUCAUUUUCCUCGGUCCCAAGCGACCACUCAACCACGGCAUUAAAAUCCACUACGAGCUCAAGGGCGAGGACACGGACAAGACAACGGUCGAUAUCGUUGCGGUUCAUGGGUUAGGCUCGAACCCAGACUGGGCGUGGACGUGGGAAGACCCGUAUACCCAGGAGAAAUGCAUGUGGCUGAAGGACUUGCUCCCAAAAGCAUUUCCACGAGCACGGAUAAUGGCAUAUAACCAUAACUCGGCAUGGUUCCGGGAAGCACCAGUCAAGUCAGUGAGGGUGUGCGAAUCGUUCAAGGCAAUGGUUCUCGCCGGGGGCGACAGGCAAUCCAAGACACAUAAAGCCAUUGCAACAAGCGUGAAUGGUGUCAUGUUCCUCGGUGUCCCACACGAUGGUUCACAACUGACUGCGUGGGGAAAGCUUCUCUCUUACUGUACGUACUGGCUCGGGUCCAGCACAGAGCUCCUUGAAGCACUGCAAACUGGCACUAGCUUUCUGAGGGACCUGAAUCGUGACUUUAUUAAUAACUACGGCAACAUGCGCACGGUUCUGGUAGACUUCAUUGAACUUCAUCGGACAAAGGCGUUUGGGUUGCCGUUGCUGGUGGGUGUCGAUGCUCACUCGAGCUCGAAUCCGGGGGUUGACAAGGAUACCGCUCGAAUCGGAUCAUAUUACAAAUUGUGGAGAAAAUUGAAAAAGAGCAGUCAACUGCGAUUAAUUACUUGUUCUUACCACCGUUGGAUCGGCUGCUCAGGAUAUCUGCAAUCCCUUCGCCUGGAAGACGCUGAUCUCCGUUUCAAAAACAUCGAACGUGCUCACAAGGCCACAUUCGAUUGGGUCAGUGAGAAUCCAGUUCUUAAAGCGUGGAUGACAGAAAAAUGCUCUCAAAUUGUCUGGGUAACUGGCAAGCCCGGCUCAGGCAAGUCGACGAUCGCCAAGCACGUUGUUGAGAAACUCAAGGCGCAGGAGAAGUCACAGAAGCCGAGCACUGCUACUCCUAUCGUUAGCAUAUUCUUCAGCGAUCGCGGUAAUAAGGUUUUAAACUCGGUAAAGGGGUUCUUUCAGAUGCUGCUAUACCAACUCCUAGAGCAGAGGCCGGCGCUGUUCUCGUUGUUUCCAGGGAAGGCAGAGGAUCUUAGGGGGGAAAGCUCAUCCUUGUCGGUCGAUACGCUGAGGGAUUUUCUUUUAUCUGUGAUGGAGAAGAAAGAGGUAAGGUCUACUCGAAUCAUUAUCGAUGCCUUCGACGAGAGUAGCGAGGGGUGCAAGUCCACCGUGCUCCCAUUCCUGCUUGGGGAGUUUGCCAAAUCACCCUCUGCUCCACAGAUUCUCCUAACCAGCCGCGAACAUGCCAAUCUGGAGAUAUUUCUCCGCGACUAUCCCACCAUCAAACUCAACGAACUGAACCGUAAGGAUAUCUAUGAGUACGUAAGCGACGAAAUCAGCAGGUAUCACAGCUACCAUCAGAGUCAUGAUAUCGUCAAAAGACUCGUUCAAGAGGUGGUUGACCGCUCUCACGGCGUCUUUCUCUGGGUUAGGCUGGUGGCUGCCGAGCUACGCAAGGGAAAAAUGAUCGUCGGAACGUUAGAUGACCUCGAAGCUGAAAUCGAUCUCCUCCCGGAUGGCCUCGCUAGCUACUAUGACCGUAUCCUCCGCAUGCUUGACACGAGCCCUGGAUCAGAGACACAUCGUAUGUUUGAGUGGGUGCUCUUCACGAAGCGCCCGCAGACCCUUUCAGAGUUUUGCUACGCAAUGGCAAUGGGGUCAACAUCAUCGCAACGCCCGAAUAACCUUGAUGCUCUUCGGUCCAAGAUGAUCCCAACAGAACUGAUGGAAGCCCGCAUCAGGCAAUACAGCGGCGGACUGCUAGAGGCGAAGCUUUCGGGUCCGUAUGCGGAUGCGGAUGUGGAUAUAUGUUCUAUCCGUGUGGGUUUAACUGCUACGGAUGCGGAUGCGGAUGCGGAUGAGCACUCAUCGUUGUCCGAGCUCAGCGACACAACCCCGCAACUGCUAGACUUUGGCUGGCCGGCGAAGGUAAACCUCGAGCUGUGGUGGACCGGGAUCGCAGCCUCCGCGAGGAAUGUGCCGCGACAACGCUGCCGGGUGCACAACUGGAAGAACGUCCACCGCCUGUAUCACCCACUGAUGACCGCGUCCAGGUUCGGGCUUCUGGGGGAUGUGAGGUAUUGGCUGCGAGCACUAGUGCGGAGCCCCUCAGGCCAGUACCCCAGGAGUGUUCCGGACGGAAGGAUCGUGGUGCUGAGGUCAUUGUCCGAUGCAGCGGAGGGUGGGCAUAUGGAUGUGCUUGAGCUGCUUCUUGAGUCGUAUCGCGGUGAUUACAACGGCGCGCCGGUGCCACCUAUCGAUCUCGGCUGCAGGAACGAGUUCAUAGAGGGAGCCCUCCUCGCCGUGCUGUUCCCAGGACCGUACCCAUACAGCAAAUCAGGACAAGCCAAGAUCACGGGCCGCCUCCUCGAGUGGCGACUAGAGGAGAACGGCCAUGACGAGCAGUACACGCUCCUGUUGGCCUGGCUUUUAUGGAUCGCCCAGCGGGAUAGGCGCGAGGAGAUCGCGGAGCUACUAGUACAGAGGCUCAAUGCCCCGACCUCCGCCAGCGACGGACGCACUGCUCUGGACCGUGCAAUGGCGACGUCUGCGUCUGAUGCGGCCCAAAUGCGUGUGUUGCUGCAUUGUGGGGCCAACGCGAACUUACAUGUUCAGCGACAUUAUCCAGACGUGAGGAUUGUCGAUGUCCUGCUGGAGUAUAAUGCCGAUAUCCAUGCUACAGAUGAAGCCGGCAAUAGUGCUCUACACCUCGCCAUCAUGCUCGGGAAAGGGGAUAUUGUGGCGCUACUCCUGACAUACGGCGCAGCUGUUCAUACCCCACAAGGAAAAUACGAAAACGCCUUUGACCUAGCGCGACACGUGAACCUGAUGAUUAUGGAGAUGCUCCUCGAGAAACACCCCGAGUAUAAACUUAGAUACAAGCUGCGGAAAACUCUCGCCAAAGACGACUGCAAAUGCGACCCGGCCGACGAGUGCACAUGUCAGGACCGUAUCGUUCCGAUCGAGGACCCGGAUGCCUGA
Morchella sextelata is the source of this 3315-nucleotide messenger RNA. RefSeq lists its product as uncharacterized. The record is from RefSeq and is a predicted model, not a curated record. Bases 1 to 3315 code for a protein of 1104 amino acids. Lineage: Eukaryota; Fungi; Ascomycota; Pezizomycetes; Pezizales; Morchellaceae. The transcript has 9 exons. Gene Ontology annotation, molecular function: protein binding.